Molecule: messenger RNA, 1089 nt
Organism: Cololabis saira (Pacific saury)
Lineage: Eukaryota; Metazoa; Chordata; Actinopteri; Beloniformes; Belonidae
Gene: ptgfr
Product: prostaglandin F receptor (FP)
Exons: 2
Coding region: 1-1089 (362 amino acids)
Biological process (GO): inflammatory response; adenylate cyclase-activating G protein-coupled receptor signaling pathway; positive regulation of cytosolic calcium ion concentration
Cellular component (GO): plasma membrane
Molecular function (GO): thromboxane receptor activity; prostaglandin F receptor activity
Source: RefSeq, a predicted model, not a curated record
AUGUCAGCCAAUGGGAGCUCAGAUACUGGCUUAAGACCAGAGGUCAGAACCACCAACAACACCUGCUGCCACAAAGAAAUGUCUGCGACAGCGUCUGUCAUCUCCAUGACUGUAGGCAUCUUCUCCAACAGCAUCGCUCUCUUCAUUCUGGUCAAAUCCUACCACCGUGUACGCAUCAGGUCCAAGGCAGCCUUCCUAUUUUUUGCCAGCAGCUUGGUGAUCACCGACCUGUUGGGUCACCUCAUCAAUGGCUCCCUGGUGCUUUAUGUCUACCGUUCCCAAAGGAAGUGGGAGACCUUUGAUCCUCACGGAAUAGUGUGCAGCAUUUUUGGGAUGUGCAUCGUGUUCUAUGGGUUGAGCCCCCUGUUCCUUGGAAGCGUUAUGGCGGUGGAGCGCUGUAUUGGAGUCACCAGGCCCAUCUUCCACUCCACAGCUUUGGUUCCCCACCACGUUAAAAGGCUGCUUGGGCUCAGCUGGCUGCUCGCUGCUCUCGUGGCUUUGUUGCCUGUGCUUCUGGGGAGGCCGUACGGGAUUCAGAGCUCCCGGAGCUGGUGCUUCUUCCGUAUGAAACAACCCAAAGACUGGCUGGAUGUGCUGCUGCCUCUGCUUUUCUCUGUGCUGGGGUUACUGGCAUUGCUUCUCUCCAUUAUUUGUAACACACUUGCAAGUUGUGUUUUGCUGCAGGGCAAGUUGCGCAACAAGCAACACUGCAGAGUAGCCCCUUAUCACAUAGAGAUGAUCUGCCAGCUUCUGGCAAUCAUGCUGGUGUCCUGUGUGUGCUGGGGCCCGUUGCUGGUCCACAUCAUCAUUCUUACUACUCGAGUUAAAGAGGAGCCAACACGUGUCAGUCUGCUGAUGAUGGUUCGUAUGGCCACAUGGAACCAGAUCCUGGAUCCCUGGGUAUACAUCCUCCUGAGGAAGGCUGUUCUGAGGAAAAUCUUCACGUUGUUUCACAGCUGCGGGGGCUCCAAGCGCCAUGACAUACAGAGCUGGCAACGCAGUAUACUAGUCAGCUCUGUGGAGACCAACAAAUCUGACUGCCACUGUCUCGGUAAAGUACCAAAUACCUCCAGAAACUCCAUCAAGUGA